CAACACAUCAACACAUCUGUAAAAUUUAAAUUCGCAUGGACCAGCUUAAUUAUUUAUUUAUUUUAUCAUACAACCGUGCCAUCAUCUCCGCCAUAAAAGCGUAUGCGUACCUUUCCGCAAUUAGCUACACCUACACAAAUUAAUUCACUAGUCGAAACCUACAAACACAAACACACUUCACCUCAGUUCAAUGGCGUCAUCUACCCGGUGGUGGUGGCCGAUCCAUUUCACUUCAUCUGGAUCUGUGCCAAGGUGGCUGAGUUGGCGUCGUCCAGAGCUGAGUUUACUGUCAGUGGUGGUCGACGACGUUGUCUGGAAAGUAGUGACGGCGUUCGAGUCAGUGGCGUUGGUCUCCAUGCUCUGUUUCUUCUUCCUCUUCUGUGGCUGCACCGUCUGAGUUUUGAUUUCUUUUUUUUUUUACAUUAACAUUUUUAUUUUGUGAACGGUGUUAAAACUUUAAUCACCGGAAAGUUUUGAGUCACUCACCGUGUUGUUCUAGUGAGUGAGUGACGACGCAACGCAAUGGCGGAGAAAUUUAUGUUAUUACUGUUUUUUAAACAGAGGCGCGUGAUGCUCACUCGAGAGUUGUUGUGAUCAUUUGUGUUUAGUUUUGGUUUCUUCAAAGUUAAAACAAUGAUUGUGUGUUAUGUUUGGAAAUUUAGGUUCCAAAGAUCUUUGUUUUGUUCAUCAACCAUUCAAUAUCAAACGAUCUAUGGUUUUUAUCAAUU
Camelina sativa (false flax) is the source of this 728-nucleotide messenger RNA. RefSeq lists its product as uncharacterized. The record is from RefSeq and is a predicted model, not a curated record. Lineage: Eukaryota; Viridiplantae; Streptophyta; Magnoliopsida; Brassicales; Brassicaceae.